AUGUCUUUGAAGCCGACCAAAAUCCUUGUUAGCGGAGACGUCAACGGUUGUUUCGAGCAACUAAUUAAACGGGUUUCUGCUGUUAAUGAAAAGAAUGGGCCAUUUGAUAUGCUUUUAUGUGUUGGCGAGUUUUUUGGACCUGCGGACGAAGAGAACGAGAAAGUUGUUAAUGGUGAUACUGAGUUCCCAAUCACUACAUAUAUACUUGGUCCUUGCUGUCCAUCGACAUCAAAGUAUUAUCCCGAUGAAAGUACCGAAUUCUCAACCAGUUUGACUUAUCUAGGGAAAAGAGGGGUAUUGAAUACCACUGCUGGUCUGCAAAUUGCGUUUUUAAGUGGAAUUGAAAGUUCUCAGGCAAAUCCAUUCCAAGUAAUAAGUUUGAAUUACUCUGCAGGUUCUGUUGAGGAGUUGUUGACGCCUGUAAAAAUGCAAUCUGGAUUUUUGGGAGUUGAUAUACUGCUCACUUCUAUGUGGCCGGCUGAGGUUUCGAAACAUUCGCCAAACCAACCAACGAGAAACAUUGAGGGGAGCAGAUUGAUUUCAAAACUUGCAGCUGGGUUAAAGCCACGAUAUCAUUUUGCUGGACUUGGGUCACACUAUGAGAGAGCACCUUAUCGAAACCACCGUACUUUAUUAGAAGCGGCACAACACACAACUCGCUUUAUAGGACUUGCUCCAGUUGCAAACAAAGAAAAAAUGAAAUGGCUCUACGCAUUUUCGCUGAUUCCAGCAAGAAAAAUGAACAGAGAUGUUCUGGUGCAGCAGCCUCCUAACGCAUCGGAAUUUCCGUAUAUGACGCUUUUGGCUGACAUCAUUUUAGAGAACAGAGCAAACCAAGCAACAGUUGAAGGAGCCAGUAAGUCGCAGUAUUUUUAUGAUAUGACUGAACAUAAAGACGAUGAGGCUCAAGGCAGAAACAAAAGGCGGUACGACAGUGAUUCGGGAGGCCCACCCUCGCGGCAACAGCGUGUGCAACAACCAUGUUGGUUUUGUCUCUCAAAUAUAGAUGCAGAAAAGUACUUGGUUGUUACUGUUGGUACAACUUGUUAUUCGGCUAUGCCGAAAGGUCCACUGACCGAUGACCAUAUAAUGGUACUUCCGAUAAGUCAUGUUCAGUCACUUGCAGCUUCUUCAGAAGAAAUCCGUGAGGAAAUACAGAAGUUUAAAAAUGCUUUUAACUUAAUGUUCGCGCAACGUGGUAAAGUGCCAGUUAUUUUUGAGCGCAAUUUCAAAUCACGUCACAUGCAGUUACAAAUUGUUCCUGUUCCAAAGUCGUGCACGAAGAUUCUAAAAAGUACUUUUGUAAAUGCUGCACAGCUACGAAACGUUGAUAUUGCUUUUAUGGAAGCUGGACAAGAAACUGAUUCGCCAUACGUGUUUAAGAUUUGGGAUAUUGUGAAUGAAGGUUGCCCGUACUUUUAUUUGGAACUACCAGAUGGUUCUCGUCUUUUUACGCUAAAGAUGCAUAAUUUUCCUAUCCAGUUUGCUCGCGAGGUGCUUGCUGGUCGUGCGAUUUUGAACUGUGAGAGGAAAAUUGACUGGCGGUCUUGUGAACUUGAAAAGAGUGUUCAAUUGAAAUUAGUGAAGAAGUUACAGAAAGACUUCGAGGAGUUCGACUUUACUGAGGGCUCUGACGAAAACAGUGAUUAA
Enterobius vermicularis (human pinworm) is the source of this 1650-nucleotide messenger RNA. The record is from the annotation of a GenBank genome assembly. Lineage: Eukaryota; Metazoa; Nematoda; Chromadorea; Rhabditida; Oxyuridae.